Anolis sagrei ordinatus is the source of this 687-nucleotide messenger RNA. RefSeq names its product lens fiber membrane intrinsic protein. Gene Ontology annotation, cellular component: plasma membrane. Lineage: Eukaryota; Metazoa; Chordata; Lepidosauria; Squamata; Anolidae. The record is from RefSeq and is a predicted model, not a curated record.
GUAAGAGGAGGAAGGGAUCUUCCAUUCAAUUCUUCUCUCCUGGUUUCUGCUCUUCACAUCAUCUUUUGAGACAUUUCAAGGAAAACGGAGAAUACCCACGUCUCCAGUUCAGAUCGUACAAUCUCAGUCUGAGAUCUCCUUUGAAAAAGAGAAGGAACUCCAGCUUCAAGGUUCUUUUCGGUUGCAUUGUGCAGUAACAGAUUAAACACUCCCCACAAUGCACAUCCUGCAAAUCUGUGCUACAGUCUGCUGUUUCAUCAGCCUUCUGCUGCUCCUCAUUGCCCUUGGCACUGACUACUGGGUGGAAGACAGUAGUAAACACGAAGGACUAUGGAAAAAUUGUACCCUUUCUAACUGUUAUGACAUUCAGGAUCCUACAGAUAAACUGAAUGCUUCCCGAGCCUUCAUGAUCCUGGGGAUGAUCUCUGGUGCAGUGUCUUUAUUGAGUCUCUUUGCCACAUGUUUCCAGACACAUUUUUACUCCUUCUCCUUGGCCAAGCUUGCUGCUAUCAGCAGUUUAUUUGCAGGAAUAGCGGCCAUGAUUGCCAUGUCAAUUUACACAUCAGAACACUCAAACUAUGGAUGGUCUUUUGGCGUGGGAUGGGCCUCUUUCCCCCUAUUCCUUAUCACCGGUGGACUUGCUUAUGUAUUUCACACCAGCACAGCAAACUGAGUGUGUGAAAAAAA